UUUUUUUUUUCACGAACCCUCAUUUAUACGCACGACACCCCCCUUUACAUGGCUUCCGCAGGCAUCAUUUACGCCCUUGUGGCCCGCGGGCCGGUUAUCCUGGCCGAGCAUUCCAACACAACCGGGAAUUUCCAGCAAAUUACGCAGGUAAUUCUGGACAAGAUUCCGCCCAAUGACUCCAAACUGACAUACGUCUACGACCGCUACCUGUUCCACUACAUUUCCGAGAACGGCCUGGUGUACCUCUGCAUGGCCGACGACAAGUUUGGGCGCCGCGUGCCGUUCGCCUUUUUGCAGGCGGCGCAGGAGCAGUUUGUAUCAUCCUUUACCGACGCCGAGAUCUCCUCGGCCAUGGCCUACGGGCUGAACUCGUUUGCGCGCACGCUGGCAAAGCAGAUGGACUAUUAUUCGCGCAACCCGCAGGUCGACGCAAUCCGGCAGGUGCAGGGGGAGAUUUCGCAGGUCAAGGACGUGAUGGUGCAGAAUAUCGAGCGCGUGCUGGAGCGCGGCGACCGCAUCGAUGUGCUGGUCGACAAAACCAACAGCCUGAACAACGCUGCUUUUGCCUUCCGCAAGCGCAGCACUGCGCUCAAGCGCCAGUACUGGUGGCGCAACCAGCGCCUGCUGGCGAUCGUGGUCGCCGCCAUCGUCGUGUUUGUCUACCUGAUGGUCUCGUCCGUCUGCGGCUUCCCCACCUGGAGCCAGUGCCGGGCGUGAGCCUCCCUUCUAUGUAGUCAUUCGGCUUGUUGGUAAAUACACACUCUAGCAGCAAAGGGCCUGGUAGAAACAGGCUAUGGAGCUGAUCUGGUGCACACGAAAGCUUAGCAGUAAAUUGUAUUCAAUUGGUGGGGGUGUGGGUUUAGUCUCUAAGAAUUUCACAGGUUGGCC
Messenger RNA from Linderina pennispora, 888 nucleotides. Its product is annotated as synaptobrevin domain-containing protein. Lineage: Eukaryota; Fungi; Kickxellomycota; Kickxellomycetes; Kickxellales; Kickxellaceae. Bases 49 to 717 code for a protein of 222 amino acids. The transcript has a single exon. Gene Ontology annotation, cellular component: membrane. The record is from RefSeq and is a predicted model, not a curated record. Gene Ontology annotation, biological process: vesicle-mediated transport.